Coccinella septempunctata (seven-spotted ladybird) is the source of this 1951-nucleotide messenger RNA. RefSeq lists its product as uncharacterized. The record is from RefSeq and is a predicted model, not a curated record. Lineage: Eukaryota; Metazoa; Arthropoda; Insecta; Coleoptera; Coccinellidae. Bases 1409 to 1936 code for a protein of 175 amino acids. The transcript has 6 exons.
CAUCAGACGGUGUUGCAUUAUUUCAACUGGAAAAUUCAGGGAAACGGAUAUUUAAAACGAGGCUUGAUUUUUACCAAAAAACAAUCAAGUAUAGUUACAUCCCCCUCCCCUGGGGAAAAUUGAAGUUGCGUUGAAGACACAAGUUCAAUUUAAUAAGGGGUAACUGGCCCAUCAAAAAAAAAGAAAAAUUAAUCGGAAAUUCAAGUCGGUUAAGUGCUCGCUAUCUCACCCUUACAGAGUUCUCAUCCUAAUCUAAACAGUACAAUAGAAGUGAUAUCCGGAUCUGCUCACAGGCGUAGUUCAGUAAUCGUCCGGUAGGCGCUCCUUCCAUGUAGCGGUUCUCUCCGAUCCAUGAUCCACGAUCCAUACUCUGCGCUCUGCGUUACGCUCCGUGAUAGGUGUCGUCCCUGGCUAUGGACCGAAGUGCGUGUGAUCUUUGAUCCGAUUGUUGGUAGACGUUUGACAUAACCUUUUCCGUGGCACUCUAUGACUGUCGCUGGUUCUGUGGUAUCUGUCAGAAACAACGUGCUUUUAGUGAAAUGAAAUUACUCCAGAAUUGGGAAAUGAAAUCGAUGGCAACAUAUAACGGUGAGUACUCCAUAUCGAUUGUUCCAUUUCCUAUUAACGGUUGGAUUUUAGGGAACUAUCAUUCACGAUGAAAUGGGCUGAUGAGGCAUCUUUGACGUUGACCACUUGUUGGCACUGUUUCCUUCUUGGAUGUUGGUUCGGUGUAUCAUUUGACUACGAAGAUGGGUCAAGCAGGUGGAAAUGUACCCAAGCUUGAAAUCACUCUUGGUUGGAGGUGAAUUGGACCCUCUCACAACACUGGAGGUGGAUGUGGACAUUCACUGUGUGCCAGAAUAUUGUUCGGAGUUGGAACGUAAUCCCUGAUGGAGGAAUGGUGGAGGCUCUCUGAUCCGACAGUCCCUGCUAGAUCAUACACUACAGGAGAGACUACCUUAAUAACGGUAUACGGUCCGGCGAAUUUUGCAGCCAGUUUAGCUGCGAAACUGUCGACAGCGGAUGAUAACGGAUUUGUGCGACGGAGAACUUUGUCACCUACAUGGAAGCGAACUUCUCUACGGCUUAGGUUGUAAUGAUGAGCCUGCUGUUCAAAAGCCCUGUACAAGCGAGCUUGCACAAACUCAUGUGCUUCCUGUAGGUGCCGGAUUUGUUCUGUACGGAUAUCGAAAGCCUUCUGCUGGUCUUCUCCCCAUUUCCACCGCUGUUUCUUCUUGAGUAGCAGGGUUAGCGGAGAAUCUACAUUGGAGAAAUUCUCGAUGAAUCGACGGUACCAGCUCGCAACACCCAGGAAUCGGCGUAACUCUCGGACAGUCUUGGGAGCAGGAAAUGACACUAUGGAUGCCACUUUAUCCGGAUCCGUACAGAUGCCUUCGGAAGUGACGACAUGUCCCAGGUACUUCAGAGACUUCCGGACAAACUCACAUUUGUCGGGAUUGAGACGGGCACCUUACGAGAUUCGGCCAAUCUCUCCACCUCCUCGAUGAAGCCGCCCACACUACCUGUGCCACCAAAUGAAAUAUUCCAUUUGUGGACAGGAAUGGUUGGCACCGGUGACGGUCGAGGUUCCGGCUCCAAUGGUAUUCUCUCUCUGGUCAUGGUCCUGCCAGAGCUCACACAAGAUGCAGGUGUACCAGUAUGUGAGACAUCAGCAGCUGUCGGAAGAUUGACCCCAUCUCCAAGAUCAAUCAGGGAUGUUUCAGCUCUUUCCGGUUGGAUCGGGGACAUCCCAGGUGAACUGGGAACCUCCACAUCCAAGAGGGACCGUUCCUGCUGUCUGGAUGGCUGUCCACGGGUGUUACUACUACUCAGUUGCUCCAGUGUCUCCAAGGCCUUAGUUGUAGUCGCCUUCAGUUGUUCGAUCAGUUGUAACUGUGCUUCAUCGGAAGUGAUAAUAAAAUUCAGUCUUCCCUGAAUGUGUGUUAAUCUU